UUUGUUCCUCCUUAUAGCCUCUUUGUUCCUCCUUCUAGCCUCUUUGUUACUUUCUCUCUCUAAAAACAGAGAUAAGAAAAGGAAAACAAAAAGAACACGUAAUUUUUUUUAUAAUUAUUAAAACCAGAGUUAGAGAGGGAGAGAUAGAUAGAACACACAAUCCAAAUAAAAAUAUAAACAUAAACGAGAAAAAAAGGGGGGAAAAUAAGAGAGAAGGAGCAAUGAAGCAGAGCUCAUCUGAGGCAGUCUCCUCAUCGUCUUCUUCCUCUACGACCAGCGGACCUGACCAAUCACAGCCCGCCACCUCAGCAUCAGUACCCGAAAACCACCACAACCACAGCAAUAGCAAACCCUUGGCAUCGAUAUCGGCGGCGGAUGACUUAGCUGGUGUAGGGUCGCGAGACGGCACCGGUGGGGCCCAGGAAUCAGUGACAGUCGAUCGACGAGGAGAAUACUCGGCGGUUUGCAGAUGGACGAUUCAUAACUUUUCGAGAAUCAAGGCUAGGGCACUGUGGAGCAAGUACUUCGUGGUAGGCGGUUAUGAUUGCCGUUUGUUGGUAUAUCCGAAAGGGGACUCCCAGGCUUUGCCGGGUUAUAUAUCUAUAUAUCUCCAAAUCAUGGACCCGCGGGGUACAGCAUCGUCCAAAUGGGACUGCUUCGCUAGUUACCGUUUAACCAUCGUCAAUCUAACCGACGAUUCCAAAAGCAUUCACCGUGAUUCAUGGCAUCGCUUCUCUAGCAAGAAAAAAUCUCACGGUUGGUGCGAUUUCACGCCUUCUUCUGCUGUUUUCGAUUCCAAAUCAGGUUAUCUCUUCAAUAACGACGCAGUUUUAAUCACAGCUGAUAUCUUAAUCUUGAAUGAAUCCGCUAAUUUCUCGCGUGAUAAUAAUAAUAAUAAUAAUAAUAAUAAUGAUGUUCAACCCUCAUUGUCUUCUAUGAUUUCAUCUUCUGUUGCCAUUCCCGUUUCUGAUGUUUUGAGUGGCAAAUUCACUUGGAAAGUGCAUAAUUUUAGCUUGUUUAUGGAGAUGAUUAAGACACAGAAGGUAAUGAGCCCAGUUUUCCCGGCGGGGGAGUGCAAUUUGAGGAUUAGUGUGUACCAAAGCUCGGUCAAUGGGCAAGAGUACUUGUCUAUGUGUUUGGAGAGUAAGGAUACUGAUAAAUCAGUUGCUUCUGAUAGGAGUUGUUGGUGUUUAUUUAGAAUGUCAGUGCUGAAUCAGAAGCCAGGGUCAAAUCAUAUGCAUAGAGAUUCGUAUGGAAGGUUUGCUGCAGAUAAUAAGAGUGGGGAUAAUACUAGUUUGGGAUGGAAUGACUACAUGAAGCUGUCCGAUUUUGUUGGGCAGGAGGCUGGGUUUUUGGAGGAUGAUACUGCAGUAUUUAGCACUUCAUUUCAUGUGAUCAAGGAGUUCAGUAGUUUCUCUAAAAAUGUGGGGUUGAUAGUAGGGAGGACUGGGAGUGGAUCGAGGAAGUCUGACAUGCAUAUGGGGAAAUUCACUUGGAAGAUUGAAAAUUUUACAAGGUUGAAGGAUCUUUUGAAGAAGAGGAAGAUAACAGGUCUUUGCAUCAAGAGCAGGAAAUUUCAGAUUGGAAAUCGAGAUUGUCGUCUGAUUGUUUAUCCUCGAGGGCAGUCUCAGCCACCGUGCCACCUGUCUGUUUUUCUUGAGGUUACUGAUUCACGAAAUACUUCCAUUGACUGGAGCUGUUUUGUGAGUCAUCGGCUCUCGGUUGUGAACCAAAAGAUGGAGGAAAAGUCAGUUACAAAAGAAUCUCAGAAUCGCUACUCUAAAGCUGCCAAAGAUUGGGGUUGGCGUGAAUUUGUGACGCUUACCAGCCUUUUUGAUCAGGAUUCUGGGUUUCUUGUUCAGGAUACUGUUGUAUUCUCUGCAGAGGUUCUAAUUCUAAAAGAGACAUCCAUAAUGCAGGAUUUCAGUGAUCCUGAGUUAGCAAAUACUGUUCCCCAGAUAGAAAAGGUUGGCAAGAGAACUGCAUUCACAUGGAAAGUGGAGAACUUCUUAUCUUUCAAGGAAAUCAUGGAAACCCGUAAGAUAUUUAGCAAAUUUUUCCAAGCUGGUGGAUGUGAGCUUCGGAUUGGUGUUUACGAGUCCUUUGACACUAUAUGCAUAUACUUGGAGAGUGACCAGUCAGUUUGUAGUGACCCGGACAAAAACUUCUGGGUUAAAUACAGAAUGGCUGUGGUGAAUCAAAAGAAUCCAGCCAAGACUGUCUGGAAGGAAUCUUCUAUUUGUACAAAGACAUGGAAUAAUUCUGUUUUGCAGUUCAUGAAGGUAUCGGAUAUGUUAGAAGCAGAUGCAGGGUUUCUCGUGCGAGAAACUGUUGUUUUUGUUUGUGAAAUACUGGAUUGCUGCCCCUGGUUUGAGUUCUCCGAUCUUGAGGUUUUAGCUUCCGAGGAUGAUCAGGAUGCUCUAACAACUGAUCCUGAUGAACUCAUUGAUUCUGAAGACAGUGAAGGAAUAAGUGGAGAUGAAGAAGAUAUCUUUAGAAACCUUCUUUCUCAAGCUGGAUUUCACCUUACAUAUGGAGAUAAUCCAUCACAGCCACAGGUCACUUUACGAGAGAAGCUUCUAAUGGAUGCUGGGGCAAUUGCUGGCUUUCUGACUGGACUUCGUGUUUACCUGGAUGACCCAGCCAAAGUGAAGCGCUUGCUGCUUCCAACAAAGCUCUCUGGUAGUAAUGGAAAGAAGGCUUUGAAGACUGAUGAAUCUUCACCGAGUUUGAUGAAUCUGCUAAUGGGGGUCAAAGUUUUGCAGCAGGCAAUUGAUCUACUCUUGGAUAUAAUGGUGGAAUGUUGCCAACCCUCUGAUGGAGGUGCACAUGGUGAUUCUUCAGAUGCAAACUCUAAACCUUCUGAUGGUACAAAAGCUGCUAGCCCACAGGUUUGUGAUCAGAAAAAUGGAGCUGUGGAAUCUUCUCAAAUUCCUAUGCAUGAAAGGUUGGAUUCAUGUGUGGAUGAUGGUAGCACUGCCUCUGCUGUGCAAAGUUCUGACAUGAAUGGGAUUGACAUCUCUGAAAAACCUAUUCCUGGACUGUCUAUUUCUCCACCAGAAACAUCUGCUGUGGGUUCUUUGGAGAAUUUGUCGCUUUGCUCAAAGACCAAGUGGCCAGAACAAUCUGAGGAGCUCUUAGGGUUGAUUAUCAACUCAUUGAGAGCCUUAGAUGGAGCUGUUCCACAAGGAUGUCCAGAGCCAAGGCGGAGGCCCCAGUCUGCACAAAAGAUUACUCUUGUAUUGGAUAAAGCUCCGAAGCAUCUGCAACCUGAUCUAGUUGCAUUGGUGCCUAAAUUAGUAGAGCAUUCAGAGCAUCCACUGGCUGCUUAUGCACUUCUUGAACGACUUCAAAAGCCAGAUGCAGAGCCUGCAAUGCGAAUACCUGUAUUUGGAGCUCUCAGUCAACUAGAAUGCGGCAGUGAAGGGUGGGAACGUGCCUUAUUUCAAUCUUGUGAGCUUUUGGCAGAUUCAAAUGACGAACCUCUUGUUGCAACCAUAGAUUUCAUCUUUAAAGCUGCAUUCCAAUGCCAACAUCUCCAAGAAGCUGUUAGAUCUGUUCGUGUUAGGCUAAAAAAUUUGGGCCCAGAAGUCUCCGUGUGUGUUUUUGUUUUUUUAAGUAAAAUCGUAAAUAACUGGGGAGAUGUUGCUGAGGCCAUACUAAGAGAUAUUAAUUGUGAUGAUGAUUUAGUUGAAGAUUGCGCGCCUGUAGCUUCUGGGCUCUUCUUGUUUGGUGAAAAUGGAACCACUUCUGAAAGAUUGCAUGGGGUGGAUGAUCAGGCUUUUUGUGCUACUCGUCAUUUUUCUGACAUUUAUCUCCUGAUUGAGAUGCUAUCUAUACCUUGCCUUGCUGUUGAAGCUUCUCAAACGUUUGAGAGAACUGUGGCUAGAGGAGCCGUUGUAGCUCAGUCUGUAGCCAUGGUCUUGAAAAGGCGUCUAUCUCAGAGAUUGAAUCUUAAUUCCAGAUAUUUUGCUGAGAACUUUCAGCAUGCAGAUGCUGUAGUAGAGGGAGAACCCAAUGAGCGGCUUAGGGUUCAACGAGAUGAUUUCACUUCAGUUCUGGGUCUUGCUGAGGCAUUGGCACUUUCUAGAGACCUACGUGUCAGAGGCUUUGUGAAAAUGCUUUAUACAGUAUUAUUUAAGUGGUAUGUAGAUGAGUCCUACCGAAUGAGGAUGCUGAAGAGACUUGUUGAUCGUGCAACCAACGCUGCUGAAAGUAGUUGUGAAGUAGACUUAGAUUUGGAUAUUUUGGUUAGUUUGGUUUCUGAGGAGCAAGAAUAUGUUAGACCUGUUCUAAGCAUGAUGCGGGAGGUUGCCGAACUUGCAAAUGUUGAUCGAGCAGCUCUUUGGCACCAAUUAUGCACCAGCGAAGAUGUGAUUAUCCGCACGCGUGAAGAGAGAAAAGUCGAAAUUUCAAAUAUGAUCAAGGAAAAAGCUGCUUUGUCCCAGAAAUUAAGUGAAUCUGAGGCUGCAAAUAAUCGACUAAAGUCUGAAAUGAGGGCUGAGAUGGAUCGCUUUGCCCGGGAAAAGAAGGAACUUUCUGAACAAAUACAGGAGGUUGAGAGUCAACUUGAGUGGCUUCGUUUAGAGAGAGAUGAUGAAAUUGCAAAAGUUACUAAUGAGAAGAAAGAUCUUCAGGAUCGUCUUCAUGAUGCAGAGGCACAGCUCUCCCAGUUGAAGUCUCGGAAACGUGACGAGUUAAAGAGGGUAGUGAAGGAGAAGAAUGCUCUUGCUGAAAGAUUGAAGAGCGCUGAAGCUGAAAGGAAAAGGUUUGAUGAAGAAUUGAAAUGGUAUGCCACAGAAAAUGUGACACGAGAAAUUCGUCAGUCGCUUGAGGAUAAAGUUCGUAGAUUGACACAAACAGUUGGUCAAACUGAAGGUGAAAAGCGGGAAAAAGAGGAGCAGGUGGCUAGGUGUGAAGCAUAUAUUGAUGGCAUGGAAUCAAAGUUGCAAGCCUGCCAGCAAUACAUUCACACACUUGAGGCCUCACUUCAAGAAGAAAUGUCACGACAUGCCCCACUCUAUGGUGCUGGUCUGGAAGCACUGUCCAUGAAAGAGUUGGAAACGUUAUCUAGGAUUCAUGAGGAAGGGCUGAGGCAAAUCCAUGCCCUGCAGCAGCGUAAAGGCAGUCCCGCCGGCAGUCCUCUCAUGAGUCCGCAUACUAUCCCACAUAAUCAUGGGUUAUUCCCUACAACCCCACCACCACCUAUGACUGUUGGAAUGCCACCAUCCCUCGUUCCUAAUGGCGUAGGGAUCCACGGCAAUGGGCAUGUGAAUGGGGCAGUCGGGCCUUGGUUCAACCAUGCUUGAUUUCUAGUUCUUUUAUGCCAACGGGUAGACUUGCCCCCAUACUGGAUAACAUCUCUCAUUUCUCAAUUUGACGAGAUGUACUAUAUUUUUUUUAUCCUUUUUAUUUGGCAUUUUUGCUGGUAGAACUUUUGGAAGCACAUCUCUGAGGAGAAAGAAAUAAUAAGGGGGGCCAACCACCCCAUUCCCAGGUCAAAGUAACGGGUUGAUUGAAUGUCUGCAGUUAACAGUUGGGAAAUGCCAUUUUACCUCUGUGCUUCUUCUUUUUGUAUUUUCUUAUAGAAGUUAAUC
Messenger RNA from Hibiscus syriacus, 5597 nucleotides. RefSeq lists its product as uncharacterized. Lineage: Eukaryota; Viridiplantae; Streptophyta; Magnoliopsida; Malvales; Malvaceae. Gene Ontology annotation, molecular function: protein binding. The record is from RefSeq and is a predicted model, not a curated record.